AUGGGUCUAGGCAAAACAAUACAAAUGGCAAUAUUGUUGAGAACGAUCUCCGAAACGAAUCAAGUUUCCAAAAUAUUCAAAUUCAAAGGACUUGGUCCAAGUUUGAUCGUAUGUCCGGCUACGCUGAUUUUUCAAUGGGUAAAGGAAUUGAAUACGUGGUUUCCGAAAUGCCGAGUUGUGGUUUUUCACUCAACUUCACCUCACUUUUCGAACAAGGGAAAGUUGUUGAAUAUUGCUCAGAAGGCUGUGAAGUAGGUUAAUUUGGAACUUUUUUUAGGUUUUGUGGCAAACAAGUGUAUUGUCAAUAUUUAUAAUGUUUGGUUUAGUAAAAUAGCUGUUUUUCAGUACAGGAACGGUGAUUGUAACAUCAUACUCAACAUUCACUAGCGAGUACAAGAAGCUGACUAAAAUUCAUUGGCAUUACGCUAUAUUGGAUGAAGGACAUAAAAUAAGGAAUCCAGAUACUAAAGUUAGUUUUUUAUGGGAUUUUGGGAUAUAAAGUGUACUUUUUGGGUAAUAAUGGUAAAAUGCAAGUACGCUAGGGGUAUUUAUAGGUACCGGUGGACGUUUUUUUAUACUAUUAAAAUUUCUGGUUUUGAAUUUUAUGUCAUACUGCUUUUUACUUUUUGGUCAAAAGGUGUGUUAAGCUUUAAUUUUUGAUUUUUAAGUACCAUUUCUUAUAAUUUUGCUAUUCCAGGUAACCACAGCCGUGAAGGAACUUCGAACACCUCAUCGUAUCUUGUUGUCAGCAUCGCCAAUGCAAAACAACUUGAAAGAGUUGUGGUCACUGGUUGAUUUUGUCUAUCCAGGACUAUUAGGAGCUUUAAAGGAAUUCAACGAUCGAUUUGCGAUACCAAUAACACAAGGUGGAUUGGCUUCGGCUUCGAAGACUCAGCUCAGAGUGGCUUACAAGUGUGCUUGUAUUUUACGGUAAGGUUUUUUGAAAUCUUGGAUAAAAAUGAGAGUUUAAGACUGAAGUUUAAAAAUUUUUUUUUGUUUUUUAUUGCUUUAGGUAAUGCAAGAUUAAAAUUUAAAAUAUUUUAAAUUUUAGAGAUGCCAUCAAUCCAUACAUGCUGAGAAGAAUGAAGAAGGACGUUGAAAUGGUGCUGAAUUUACCAGAAAAGACUGAACAGGUAAUUUUGGCUUUUGUGUUGCUUUUUUAUCGUAAUUGCUCGUUUUGAUAAUUUAGCUAUUGUUUUGACUGAUGUAUUUAUUUAUGAUUUAGGUACUGUUUUGUGAUCUCACCGAAUACCAAAGAAACCUCUACAAAGAAUACCUCAGCUCCAGAGAAUGCCGCUCCGUCUUAAACGGACAAAUGCACCCAUUUGCUGGACUAAUAACUCUAAGAAAGCUUUGUAAUCAUCCCGAUCUUGUAACAGGAUCUCCAGGAGCCAGAAUGGGCAAAUCAACUGAAGAAUCGGAUUUUGGUGACAGUUCAAGAAGCGGAAAGCUUAGUGUAGCUGAAAGCUUGCUAGGGUUGUGGAAGCAACAAAAACAUAAGGUUUUGUUGUUCACACAAAGCAAACAGAUGCUGACGAUAUUGGAGAAGAUGGUACUAUCUCAAGGAUACGACUACUUGAGAAUGGAUGGUGGUACACCGAUUGGAGCGCGACAGGGCAUGGUCAAGAGGUUUAAUGAGGUAGGUUUGGGUUGUUUUUUAAACAAAUGUAGGAUUUUUGUGAAGGUCGGAUUAGGGACUAUAGAGUGAGGGCUUUUUUGGCAUUUAGUGAUGUAUUUAAAAAAUUUUUUUAGUAUAUUACUGGUUUUAGAGCCCAGAAAUCUUUGUGUUCCUCUUAACAACUCGAGUUGGCGGUUUAGGUCUUAACCUAACUGCGGCCAAUCGUGUCUUGAUCUUCGACCCAGACUGGAACCCAUCAACUGAUGCUCAAGCAAGAGAAAGAGCCUACAGAAUUGGUCAAAACCGUCAAGUCACCAUCUACAGACUUAUGACUUCUGGCACGAUCGAAGAGAAAAUAUAUCAAAGACAGGUAUUCAAACAAUUUUUGAGCGACAGAGUUUUGGUCAAUCCGAAACAAAGAAGAUUUGUCAAAACUAACGACCUAUAUGAAUUGUUCAAACUUGGUGAUGGUGGAAGUUGUGAGACGGAAACUGGUGCUAUUUUCCAUGGAGAAACCAAGGAAGUUAAUAAGAGAAACUUUUUUGAUGAACAAGCCAAGAAAAAGAAGAAAGAUGCAAAGAAGAAGCAGAAAGAUCCAGAAAAGAUGGCGUUAGAUGAAGAGGAUGAAGAAGCCGAGUUUCAGAUUGAAUUGACAGAUGAUUACAAGAGGCAGUUGUGGGAAAAGGCACAGAAGAUGGUGGCUGAUCUAGGGGAACAAACGACCUACGUUUAUGAAGACUUAGAUGAGGAAAUGAAGGCCAAGGUUGAUAAGUUACCUGACAAUCAUCCACUUAAGGCUAGGAUUAUUAGAAGAGAUGAUGUGAAGGAGGGUAGUAGUAGUGGCGAUAAGAAUAGUGAAGUUAAUGAUGAAGAAAGUGUGGAAAAUAUUGAAGAGGGGGAGAUAAAUGAUAAAGAAGAUGAAUACAAUGAAAAAGAGGACAGAAAAAACGAAAAAGAAAGUAAAAGUAAUAGAAAAGAAAGCAAAAAAGAUGGAAAGAAAAGUAAAACAAGUAGAAGUGAAAGCAAAACUAAAGGUGAUGAUAAGCAUAAGUCCAAAAAGUCUAAAAAGAAGAGAUUAUUAGAUGGCAAAUUUGAAAUCAAGUUCUUGAAAAAACAAAAAGCGUACCGACCACCAAAAGAACAAGAAGAAAAAGAAGUAAAAGAGCGGAAACAGCACGAACAACAAGAUGCAUUCGUUCUUAGUCAUUUAUUGAAGAAUGCUGGAGUUCAUUCAGCUUUACGGCAUGAUCAGGUGGGUGAUUUUUGAUGGGUUAUGGGGGUUAGGAGGAGGAUAUUAGGGUUUAAGAAUAAGAGUUCAACUUGCUUAUUUUAAUGCCGUACCUUUUUAGAUUAUCGGCGAAACCGGCCGAAACGACGACAUUGAUUUAGUCGAAGCUCAUGCCGACACAGUAGCCAAGAGAGCGGCCGAAGUCUUAAAAAUGAGCCGAAAACGCCACACCGACUUUGUCCGCCACGCCUGCGCCGACGAACAACCCAAAAAAGCGACGACUUCGAUUUUCGGCCGAAAACGCACAAUCAUAAACGACGAGGAAUCGGAGAAGGAAGACGAAGACGAUGGAAAAUUGCCGAACAUGUUUAACGGCGGCUUUAAAAACGAAGGAAACGCAUUAUCGUCCAAGGAACUGUUUACAGAGAUCAAGCGAAGAAGAGCCGAGCAAAUGGACGAUCACGUUGUUGUCGAGAAUCAGCUGGAUCAAAACGAUGAGGCUGUGGUAGGUGGGGGGGGGGAUUUAUAAAUGGCUUUUAUUAGUUUGGAAAGGACCUUGGAAAAAAAUUAGGAGUGGUAAUUUUGAUUUUUGGGCGUGUUAAAUUUUUUUAUUUUGUAGGAUAUUGGCAAAUUUUUUAUAAGUUAAAUUAUUUCAGUUGUACCCAUCAAUGAACCGCAACCAGAAAAAACCAGACUAUGCGUUGGGUGAUGAGUACGAAAGUCUAGCCGAAGAGAUCAGACAGUUCUUUGUCUCCAGAAAUGGCAGAGCUACUACUGGAGAGCUUCUCAAUAAGUUUAAGGUUGGUUUUUAUUUAAAAAUAUUUUUUUGGGGUUUUUAGUAGAGGAAGGUGAGUUUUAUACAGUUUUUGAGGGUUUUUAUUUGAUGCAAAAAUAAUGGCGCGUUCUGAAUAUUUAAAAAAACAUGGUAUUUAAAAAUUCGUAUUUUGAAUUGAUCUUCAGCUCUUAAUAUUGUUUUAGAACAAGGUGAAACCGAAGGAUUCGUAUGCGUUUCGUUCGAUUCUACGCAAACUAGCACUUCAACUACCGAACUCUCAUUGGUCAUUGAAGGAAGAGUACUAUUGA
Molecule: messenger RNA, 3929 nt
Organism: Bursaphelenchus okinawaensis
Lineage: Eukaryota; Metazoa; Nematoda; Chromadorea; Rhabditida; Aphelenchoididae
Source: the annotation of a GenBank genome assembly